Molecule: messenger RNA, 1229 nt
Organism: Liolophura sinensis
Lineage: Eukaryota; Metazoa; Mollusca; Polyplacophora; Chitonida; Chitonidae
Product: E3 ubiquitin-protein ligase TRIM56-like
Exons: 1
Coding region: 3-1229 (408 amino acids)
Biological process (GO): innate immune response; positive regulation of type I interferon-mediated signaling pathway
Cellular component (GO): nucleoplasm
Molecular function (GO): ubiquitin protein ligase activity; zinc ion binding
Source: RefSeq, a predicted model, not a curated record
GAAUGGCUUUUGAAACACUUUCUAGUUUGAAACACUUCAGCGGAGAGGUGGUAGAAGAAAAGUUUCUCACUUGUUCUAUCUGUCUAGAAAAGUUCAAAACACCAAAACUUCUGCCAUGUCUCCACACCUUUUGUCUGAAAUGUCUGAAGGACCAUGUUGACCGUUCUGGCAGGGACGGUUCGUUCCCUUGUCCCAACUGCAGACAACCCACUGAUGUUCCCACCAACACCAACACGGGCUUCAAGACCAACUUCUUCAUGAACAGUCUGCUGGACUUCUUCGCUGACACUGAUGCCGGUCACACUUGUUCAUUUUGCUUGUCCACAGGAAAAACAGUAAAAGCCGUGUCCAAAUGUAUCGACUGCUCGGAUUAUUUGUGUGAAAAAUGCACCGGGGUCCAUGGAAUGACACGACAGACUGUCAAACACAAAGUCAUUUCUAUUGAUCAACUCGUCAGAAGUGGAGUAGAUGAAGAAACGUCGGCGAAGGCGGGAUUCCCGUGCUCGGAACAUCCUGAGGAAAACGUUCGCUAUUACUGCACUGUUUGUGAGAAACCAGUGUGUCGAGAUUGCAAGGCAUUAGAUCAUCACCAGCACCAGUGUAUUGCAUUCCAGGAGGCUGCCAAAGAACGCAAGCCAUGGAUGAAAGAGUCACUGUCCUUUCUAAAGGAUGAGUUAGAAGAUAGUAAUAAAAGGAAGCUUUUGGUCAUUGAAGGCAGGGAAAAGGGAAAGACAUAUUCUGAACAGUAUGUCCAGGAAAUUGAGACAACAUACAGCGAAGCAGUGAGGUAUUUGGAGUCUCUUAAGGAUGAAGCUAUCAAACAGAUCAGCGAACAAAGUGCUACAUUCUAUAAACAGAUGAGGGCGGAAGAAGAAGAUGUAGACAUACGCUGUACACAGAUCAAAAGCUUUCGGGAAUAUCUGACGAAUGUUCUAAACGUGGGAACCGAUGUGGAGAUUUUAGAGACGUACUCCUUGGCCAGAAAGCAGAAUCUUUGUCCUGAGCAGUCCUCAGUACCUAGGGCGCGAAAGAGGUACAGACAUGAACAAAGAAAACCGCAGCUUGUUCCACAGGGGAUUCAACUCGUCGCAAAAGGUGACGUUUGGAUCAGUACAUUACAGAACUUUACCUCCGCUGUAUACAACAGCCUUGCGGAUUUCAUAAACGCUGGUGUGAGCUACAUGAGCACACAGAGGCAACGAAUCCUAUACAAACAAUAUAGAGUGUAA